CAAUGCUGUACUUAAAAUGUAGAAGUUUGGCAAUUGUUUGUCAACCGCCUUUCCGCCUUUUGACAGCUACUGAGCAAUCAUGGCAGUCCGCUACGAACUUUGCGUUGGUCUCAAUAAGGGACAUAAAACUACCAAGGUGAAGAAUGUGAAAUAUACUGGAGACAAGAAGGUUAAAGGCCUUCGAGGGUCACGUCUAAAGAAUAUUCAAACCCGUCACACAAAAUUCAUGAGGGAUUUGGUACGUGAAGUUGUGGGACAUGCUCCUUAUGAGAAGAGAACCAUGGAAUUGUUGAAGGUUUCAAAAGAUAAGCGUGCUUUGAAAUUUUUGAAACGUCGAUUGGGUACUCACAUACGUGCCAAAAGGAAGCGUGAGGAGCUGUCCAACAUACUUACUCAAAUGAGAAAGGCUCAAACCCAUGCAAAGUAAUUGAUCAUAUGAAUUGUUUUUUAAAAGAAAUAAAUUAAGGACAGAAGUUCUUUCGAGUAAU
Messenger RNA from Rhagoletis zephyria (snowberry fruit fly), 488 nucleotides. RefSeq names its product ribosomal protein L36 (gene RpL36). The record is from RefSeq and is a predicted model, not a curated record. Lineage: Eukaryota; Metazoa; Arthropoda; Insecta; Diptera; Tephritidae. Gene Ontology annotation, molecular function: structural constituent of ribosome. Gene Ontology annotation, cellular component: ribosome. Gene Ontology annotation, biological process: translation.